This is a messenger RNA of Nicotiana attenuata, 2514 nucleotides long. RefSeq lists its product as uncharacterized. The record is from RefSeq and is a predicted model, not a curated record. NCBI's taxonomy places the organism in Eukaryota, Viridiplantae, Streptophyta, Magnoliopsida, Solanales, Solanaceae. The transcript has 5 exons. The coding region runs from base 757 to 2175 and encodes 472 amino acids.
UUUUCUUGGAUCCUUAUUUGAGACAUUUUUGUGUGUGUGAAAAUCGAAUCUUUAUUUGAGUUCUGUACAUUUUGGUCUCUGAUCUCUCACAUUGUGCUUCUUACUUCAAUUGUGUUGUUGGGUAUGACUUUUGUUUUGUUUCUUUGUUUUGGAUCUGUGGGCUUCUUUGUUGGUACUUGCUGUGUGAACACUGACCACAUAGUUAGUUAAAGGAUGUUAAUUGUUUCCUACUGUUAUUCAAGAAGAGCUUUUAGUAGAACUAAUUGAAUGAGACUUUCUUCAGAUUUGCUUGUCUGCAUACAUGUACAUGAAUGGGAUUGAUUGCAAUUUUGAAAAUAAUAUCCAGAUCUGUGGGUUAUGAGUACUGAUUCAUGCUACUGCUCUAUUGUAUCUACAUCUAUUACAGAUUCAUUGUUUCAUUUUCUUUUAAAUUGGGAGGAAGAAAAUUAUUAGAACUCUCGUCCGCCCCUCUCUUUACCCUCUGUAGCCGAACUUUCUUACUUAUGCGAUGAGGAGCUUGCUUAGUAUUGAAAUCGAGUUGGCAGAAAGUACCGAAAGUCGGCCGCCUGCCCUAUCAUCCCAUGUCUCAACCAUCUUUUUUGAAAUUAUGGGUAUGACAUUACUGUUGAAAUUGGUCUGCUGAGGUGGGUUUUCAGCCUGUUAUCAAGUCUCUAUUCGUGGGUGUUAAAGAAUAAACAUUUCUGUCCUGUCUACGUGCAUUGCCAUUGGGCUUCUACUGAUAGCUAGGUUGGCAUUAUGGGUUCUCGGUUCCCGUCUCAUAAGCUGAGCAGUGGCCUUUAUGUAUCUGGCCGGCCGGAACAGCCGAAAGAGAAGGCUCCAACAAUGAGCUCAGUUGCCAUGCCUUAUACUGGCGGUGAUAUUAAAAAGUCUGGAGAGCUUGGGAAAAUGUUUGAUAUCCCAACCGGGGGACGGAAAUCUGGACCUAUUAACAAUGCCCCAUCAAGAACAGGAUCAUUUGGUGGCGCUACUUCUCAUUCGGGUCAACUGAAUUCAAUCAGUCGCAUGGCUUCUGGUGGCGGUCCUGGAUCUGUUUCUUUGAAAAAGACCAACUCAGGUCCUCUAAAUAAACACGGAGAGCCUAUGAAGAAGUCAUCUGGUCCCCAAGCUGGAGGGGCUACUGGUACUUCCCGCCAAAAUUCUGGCCCUAUUCCCCCAAUUCUCCCUACAACAGGCCUCAUUACAUCCGGUCCCAUUUCUUCUGGCCCACUCAAUUCAGCUGGUGCUCCGCGAAAGGUGUCGGGUCCAUUGGAUUCCACAGGCUCGAUCAAGCUACAGAGUUCUAUUGUUAAUAACCAGGCUGUUACUCGUCUAUGCCCCGGUGAAGAAUUUUCCUUCCGUAAGAGCUUCCCGAAGCCAAUACUUUGGUCUAUAAUUCUUCUAUUUGUGAUGGGAUUUAUAGCUGGUGGCUUUAUUCUUGGUGCUGUUCACAAUCCCAUUCUUCUUGUCGUUGUUGUUAUCCUGUUUGCCAUUGUUGCUGCGGUAUUCACAUGGAAUACUUGUUAUGGAAGAAGUGCUAUAGUUGGUUUCAUCUCUCAGUACCCUGAUGCGGAGCUUAGAACUGCAAAAGAUGGCCAAUUUGUUAAAGUUUCUGGGGUAGUUACAUGCGGAAAUGUUCCUCUGGAAUCCGCAUUUCAGAAGGUUUCUAGAUGUGUUUAUACAUCCACUAGCUUAUAUGAGUACCGAGGGUGGGAUUCAAAAGCUGCCAAUCCAGAACAUCGUCGUUUCACUUGGGGCCUUCGUUCCCUGGAGAGACAUGUUACAGAUUUCUACAUCUCUGACUUCCAAUCUGGAUUAAGGGCGUUGGUGAAAACUGGAUGUGGUGCAAGAGUAACCCCUUAUGUUGACGAAUCAGUCGUUGUGGACAUCAAUCCAUCAAAUAGGGACAUGUCCCCAGAAUUUGUCAGGUGGCUAGCUGCGAGAAAUCUAUCCAGCGAUGACAGAAUAAUGCGAUUGAAAGAAGGGUAUAUAAAAGAAGGUAGCACGGUCAGUGUAAUGGGAGUUGUCCAACGAAAUGAUAAUGUCCUAAUGAUCGUUCCUCCUCCUGAGCCGUUUUCAACAGGAUGUCAGUGGAGUAAAUGCAUUCUUCCCGCCAGUUUAGAGGGAAUUGUACUGAGAUGUGAAGAUAGUUCAAAGAUUGAUGUCAUUCCAGUGUAACAGAUGAAGGCGCUACUCUUUUGGUUUUCACGUUGUUUAAGUAGUACUGAGAAUGAAGUCUCCAAUCGGUUAACCAGGUGUAUAGUUUGUCAAUCCUAUUUUUUGCUUCUUUUUUCUUUCUUUUAUCUGUAAUGGUGUUGGUGUGAUUAUUAUAGUAGAGGAAACAUGUUGAUUACUGAGGAUUUUGGAGAGCUUUUUUUAAGGUUAGAGAAGUUUGAUAUAUUCUUAUUCAUGUGGGGGCUUGGAAAAAAACAAGAUAUGUUUAUUGGUUUGAAGAAUUUUUUGUGUGGCCUCUUAGCCACUUUCAAUUGCUAUGAACUAAGAUCUCAUUUGCAGAAA